Messenger RNA from Aspergillus mulundensis, 780 nucleotides. RefSeq names its product proteasome core particle subunit alpha 6 (gene pre5). The transcript is spliced from 3 exons. Lineage: Eukaryota; Fungi; Ascomycota; Eurotiomycetes; Eurotiales; Aspergillaceae. Bases 1 to 780 code for a protein of 259 amino acids. Gene Ontology annotation, biological process: ubiquitin-dependent protein catabolic process. The record is from RefSeq and is a predicted model, not a curated record. Gene Ontology annotation, cellular component: proteasome core complex; nucleus; proteasome core complex, alpha-subunit complex.
AUGUUCAGGAACAACUACGACAACGAUGCGGUCACCUUCUCCCCGCAAGGCCGGAUAUUCCAGGUAGAGUAUGCGCAGGAGGCUGUGAAGCAAGGUUCAGUCGUGGUUGGGCUUGUCAAUAAGACGCAUGCCGUGCUGGUUGGCCUCAAGAGAAACGCCGAAGAACUCUCCUCAUAUCAGAAGAAGAUCAUCGAAGUCGAUUCGCACAUGGGCGUCGCCAUAGCCGGUCUGGCUUCAGACGCCCGCGUUCUCUCCAACUACAUGAAGCAACAAUGUCUCGGCUCCCGAAUGACCUACGGCCGGCCCCUGCCCGUGAACCGUAUUGUCUCUCAGAUCGCCGACCGUGCUCAAACAAACACGCAACAGUACGGAAAGCGGCCAUAUGGUGUUGGUCUGCUGGUUGCUGGAAUGGAUGAAGCCGGUCCUCAUCUAUUCGAGUUCCAGCCUUCCGGUAUGACCCAGGAGAUGCUUGCCUGCGCUAUUGGAGCACGAUCCCAAAUGGCCCGAACCUACCUGGAACGCAACCUUGACAAACUUGAAGAGUCCAGCCGGGACGAGCUUAUCACUCAUGGACUUAGGGCUUUGAAGGAGACCCUCUCUCAGGAUAAGGAGCUGACAGUGGACAACACGUCUGUCGGUGUGGUGGGACUUGCGGAUAGUGGGAAAGUUGAGAGCUUCAAGCUCUACGAAGGACAGCAGCUUCUACCGCUCUUUGAAGCCCUGGACAAGUCAGACGCGAGUGAGACGAAGGACGAGGAGACCAUGGAGGUCGAUUCAUAA